This is a messenger RNA of Scaptodrosophila lebanonensis, 4905 nucleotides long. RefSeq lists its product as uncharacterized. The transcript is spliced from 23 exons. Bases 30 to 4397 code for a protein of 1455 amino acids. Gene Ontology annotation, molecular function: metalloendopeptidase activity. Lineage: Eukaryota; Metazoa; Arthropoda; Insecta; Diptera; Drosophilidae. The record is from RefSeq and is a predicted model, not a curated record. Gene Ontology annotation, biological process: membrane protein ectodomain proteolysis.
AGGUGCCGCAACUCCUUACAACCGCCAUCAUGUGGAAACUAUUCGCCCUGCGGCUUGUUGUCAUUGUUCAGCUGAGCGCCUUGGUUCUCUCUGCUGGUGAAGCGGAUUACACACUUGACGAUUCAUUUUGGAAUGAAGAAAGUCCUGUUGGUGAAGUCGAACGUCUCCUCAAAGAGUACAGACAAAAUCAGGAGCUGGUGCGUCGCAUUGGUGGCCAUUAUUAUCAAAUUAUAUAUCCUGUACAGCUACGCCAUCACGAAAAAAUGGGCAUCUCAACGCGCGAGGUUAGCCCCCCAAAGCCUGGACAACGUCCACGUCCGCACGAUGACAGUGGCUUCAGUCGGGGCAGGACAAAGAAGCAUUUCCAUCGCACGUCGCUGCUUAUCAAGGCGUUUAAUCACAAAUUUCGUUUGGAUCUUGAAUUAAAUUCCCAACUUCUCUCACCAAAUAUACAGCAAAAGCAUUAUCACGUCGGUGGAUAUCUGGUGGAUGGCAAUAGACAUGACAUCGAACACUGCUACUAUCAUGGCACGGUCAAGGACUAUCCCGGAGCCAGUGCUGCCUUCCAUACUUGCAACGGUGUUAGCGGUGUCAUACACAUUGGCAACGAAACCUUCGUCAUUCAUCCCUUCUAUGGCGGUGAUCUAUCGAAACAUCCUCACGUCAUCUUCGAGGCGCGCACCAAGGCCAACAAGGGCUGUGCCAAUUCCGGCAAUCUGGACUCGUGGCGUUUGUCGCGACGCACCAAACACCUAUCGGCGGGCGUGGUCGACGAGAUACACCCGAAUGGCGCUGGACGCUAUAAGCGUGAUGUGCGUGAGGCCACCAAAUACAUUGAGACCGCCAUUAUUGUUGACAAGGCCAUGUUUGAGAAGCGAAACGGUAGCACUCGGGCCGAGGUGAUACACGAUGCCAUACAAGUGGCCAACAUAGCCGACCUGUACUUUCGCACGCUGAACACACGCGUCUCUGUCGUGUACAUUGAGACGUGGGGCAAGAACCAGGCCGUCAUCGAUGGCAGUAAGGACAUAAGCAAGGCCAUCUCCAACUUCAAUGACUAUACCUCGAGGAAUCUGUUUCAAAUCGAGCGCGACACCACACAGCUGCUGACUGGCGAAACGUUUGCCGGCGGUGAAGCUGGAAUGGCCGUGCCAGAGACUGUCUGCACCCCCCGUGCAAUUGGCAUCAGUGUCGAUGUUAACGUUUAUGAGCCGCACCUGCUGGCGGGCACAAUGGCGCACAUGAUUGGCCACAACAUUGGCAUGGGCCAUGACGAUGGACGCGAGGAAUGCUUUUGCCGUGACUGGCACGGCUGCAUAAUGGCGCAGUCAAUUGUCGGCCAGGAGAAUGUACAGCCAUACAAAUUUUCGGAAUGCAGCAAAAAGGAUUAUAUUGACGCAUUGCGCACGGGCCACGGGCUUUGUUUGCUUAAUAAGCCCAACGAGAUCGAAAUGCGACGCAAUUGCGGUAACAAAAUUGUGGAAGAGGACGAGGAGUGUGAUUGUGGCACCUUCGAGGAAUGUGCUCUUGAUCCCUGCUGCGAUGGCAUUACCUGCAAGUUGAAAUCGGAGGCGCAGUGUGCCAGUGGUGCCUGUUGUGAUCAAUGUCGACUACGGCCAAAGGACUUUGUCUGCCGUGACUCGCACAAUGAGUGCGACCUGCCCGAGUAUUGUGACGGUGAAGUUGGACAGUGUCCUGCGGAUGUUUACAAAAAGAACGGAUCACCAUGUGGCACCAGCAAAGCAGGUGUAUCGGGCUAUUGCUUCCAGGGCUAUUGUCCGACACUAACACUGCAGUGUGAGGCGAUUUGGGGUUAUGGCGGUUUCGCAGCCGAUCGCCAAUGUUACGAACAAUUCAAUUCCAAGGGCUCCAUUAAUGGCCACUGCGGUCGCGAUGCAAACGAUCAUUACAUUAAAUGCGAGCCCGAGAAUGUGCAGUGCGGCACAUUGCAGUGCAAGGAGGGCGAGCGCCAGCCCGUCAAUGAUGGCAUUGACCAGCUCUACUCCCGCACCAUUAUAUCGAUUAAAGGGCAGGAAUAUGAGUGCAAAGCCACCAGCGGCCAAGUGGGUUCAAACAGCUAUCCCGAGCAUGGUUUGGUAAAGGAUGGCACACCGUGUGGAGAUAAUUUGAUAUGCCUGAACCAAACGUGCGUUAGCCUGUUUCCACAUGUGGAUCAAACCAAGUGCCCAACAAACAAACAGGGUCAAGAAUGCUCAGAGCGCGGCGUCUGCACCAACUCGAACCGCUGCUUCUGCGAUAUGGGAUGGGGCGGCGUCGACUGCAGCUCCGUCGUGCUGCUAACAACAUCACUGCCAACCGAAGCAAUUCCAACGUCAGAGAGUACAAUCAAAAUGGAAAAGAAAGAGACGCCAUAUGAGAACUACCACGGCUCAAAUACAGUGUUCCUAGUCGGUGUUCUAAUGUCAGUUGUAGGGUUCGUUUUUAUAACAUUCACCUUGAUGGCAUUGUGCUACAGGCGGAAGACGACCACACUUAAGUAUGAUCCGCCAUACUCUAAGAAGCCCAUCGCCAAGAGCUAUGGAGGGGCUGCCACGGCGCCCAAUCAUCAUUCCGUCGAGGAAGUAUCGCUGGAUGGUUCCAGCAAAUUGGUUUACGCCAAUCAGGCGGGAUUCAGGGAUAAAAGCAUUCAUGGACGCCGCUACACAACAGGUGGUGAGGAUGACCAAUCACAUGCAGAAAAGGGUAUUUUGAAGAAGCACGGCUACGGGCUGGUGCAUGGCGAGCAGCUGAAAGACAAAUGGAAUGACGACAGCCAAUCGGACAACCUUGAGCUGAUCACCACACAGGACAGCACACUGGCGUCGGCCAGUGGCGGUGCAGCUGCCUCGGAGGUGGAACGCACGCUCAAAUCCCUAAACGGCUAUCACGAAGACAUACUGGAGGCGUUGCGUAAUGCCGCCUCGCAUCGUGGCACCGGAACCGGCAACACGCCCGUUGGUAGCGGCAGCUUGAGUGAAGAAAUGCUCCGCAAAACAUUGCAGGACUGUACCAGCGCCCAACUAGGCUACACCGCCGAGCCCUAUAAACGGGCCAGUGGCUCCAAAUCGAGCUCACGUGAGAAUAUCUGCGACAACACCGCCGGCCAUGCCAUACUGCUUGAUGGCAGUGGCUCGGCACUGGGCAGCCUGGGUUUGGGCUCCGGCCUGGGCGGUAUGAGUGGCGUGGGUGUCGGUGGUGCCAUGGGACAUGGUGGUGCACUAUUGCAUCAUCAUCGGUCGCAGCAUCAGCUGCAUCAGCCGGCAACGCUGGCGCUGCAACAACAGCAGCAACAGGAUGAGGACGAUGCUCCGUCAACUGGACCGUUGCGUAUACGUAAUCUAGAGGAUCUGAUUAGACAGCUGGAACAUCAUUCGUCACGACACAUGAGUCCCAGUGGGUCUGAGGAUAUACGAAUGUCAGAGACGGAAGCCGAUCGACACUAUAGAUUAGAUAGUUCCGCCGCUUGUAGUGAGUCCUCGCAAGGUUCCAAUCAGCAAUUAGCACAAUCACAGAAAACCGCUACAAUACAUCCGUCUUAUAGUAGCCGCUGUCGGCCCCGAUCCGACGAAGAAUCGCGCUUUGCCUACGGGGCCCGCUAUCGGCAGCCGGCAGCCGCCAGUCGCCACACCACGCAUCAGUCACACUCACCACAUGCAUUUGGCCACCACACGCACCACUCUCAUGCCCACGGACACGCUGCGCAUGGCCCGCACUCGUCCCAUCACUCGUCGCACACGCAUCUGCAUCAGGAUGACGAGGGCAUCUAUGAGAGUGCCGAUCAUCAUGAGCGGGGCGUAAUCGAUGCGCGUCUGGAUCCCCAGGAGACGCCCGAUAGCGAAAGUGAUGACUUUAUUCAAGCUCAACAACAGUUAGCCCGGUGGGCGAGUGAGGAUGUGGUAUCCGUCGUGGUAUUGGACCAACCGCCAUCCGGCACAAUGUCGGAUUCCCAACCAUCCAGCGGCGUCGGAGCAAUGUCGGGGGCAACAACGAGCAACGUUAUCCACCACCAACAUCCGCACCAGCACCACGGCGAUCAUCCAUCCUCCACGGCGGCAGCGGCGGCGGCGGCAGCAGCGGCAGCCAACAGCAACUCCAUAAUGGGUUUGGGGGUCGUACCAAAUGGUAUAAAUGUAAAUCAGAGGGACUACUACCCCUCGCCACCCUCAACGGAGACGGAAAGCAGUGGAAGUGUUAUCCAACCGCCUACACGUCGCACCUUACAGUCGGCAGACACGGAGCUGCAACAGUUGCAGCUCCACCAACUACAACUGCAUCAGCAGCAUCAGCAGCAGCAGCAGCAGCAGCUACAGCAACAAUCCGGAGAUACCAGCAGCAGCAACAACAGUCAAUCCGGACAAAUCAUGGAGAAUGGCUGCUACCCGGAAUAUAAGCACUGAUAGUGCCAGCCGUGCCAGCAGUCUGGGCAGUAUCACUAUUCGCAACAACCGCAACAACAAUAUCAGCAAUAUACACAGCAGUAUCAGCUAUAUCAGCAGUAUCCACAAUAUCCACAGCAUCCAUUGCAUUCACAGUAUCCACAGUAGUAGUAACAAAAACAAAAACAAAAAUUAUUAAUAACAAUAAUAUUAAUAAGCAUAGGCAAGAGUGUGGCCUCCUGCCAGAAAAUGUGGUGAUGGUGAUGGUGUAGCUUAUUGGACUCGAUCUCGACUAAGGCCAUAGCUAAGAUCAAACAAGAUUAGUCCAUAUGGCAGCCAACACACACUCACACUUACUUGCACACACACACACACACAUACUCGUAUAUAUUACAUAUGUGUAAGGCCAACCGCAUCCAUUCAUAAGCUGCGUCUGGGCGCCAUGUUUGAGGCUGACAGUUAACCCGAAAAAGUAACCAUUUAUGUUGAAUUCUACAUGUGUGUGGAAAGGAAAUGAAAACCCAUGAUG